AACUACUUUGAUUCUGACUAAUUAUAUAAUAACUGAUUAAAAGUGUAAAACAUUAUCAACACUCUACAUCCUCACCAAACAUGGACACGGUUGAAGAGGGGAAACAACCACUUCUAAUCACCGUCACCCAUGCCGGAGACGUUCCGGAACUCAGGUCAAUACCAUCAAAUGAACAAAUAUCAGAAUCAGCUAACACCUCACGCUGGUCAUUCCUCUUUAAACUCCUUCUCGUCAUCACAACCAUCGGUGUUUCCACAGCAGGUAUCGCGUUAAUCAUAUUGAUCACACCAACCCCACCAACCGUUCACAUACACUCCAUGCAUAUAGCAUUCAAUGAACACCAUCUCCCGAUCUGGUCAGCAACGUUCACUAUCAAAAACCCCAACGAGAAACUCCGUGUAACGUACGAGAGUCCCUCGGUGUGUGUGUUUCAUAGAAGAAAACACGUGGGAACGGUAAGAAUAGGGGCGUUCGGGCAGAGCGGUGGGGAAGGGAACGAGGUAGUUGUGAAGGGAGAUGAAACCGGAGUUAUCGAUGAAGAGGCGGCUCGGGGAAUGGAGGAUGAUGUGGCGAUGACGGGAAGUGUGGUGGGUCUUGAUAUGGUGUUUCUAGGGAGGGUAGGGUUUUAUCCGGGAGCUUCUACUGUAUGGGGAAAGCAGAACAUGACGGCUGUUUGCAAGAACGUGAAGGCUAUGUUGUCUAGUGAUGAUUAUGAUGAUGAUAAACUCAAUAAGACAAAGAGUUGGGGCUUGACGUUUGAUGAUCGACAAGAUUGUCGUGUACGUCUCCCUGUUUUUCCUUAGGGUUAGUUGAGUACAUUCGUCGAAAUUGAGAAAUACAACAAUCGUAGAUUUGUUUGUUGUUACAUUUGUUAGGAUUGUAUGAUGAUCGAUGACUUAUGAUAUGAUCUGACUAAUUUAUCGGAAACAAUUUUUAAUGUAACUGAUUUUGAGAAACAAAUCGGAAGAAUUGAUUUUCU
Molecule: messenger RNA, 979 nt
Organism: Brassica oleracea var. oleracea
Lineage: Eukaryota; Viridiplantae; Streptophyta; Magnoliopsida; Brassicales; Brassicaceae
Exons: 1
Coding region: 81-803 (240 amino acids)
Biological process (GO): defense response to other organism
Source: RefSeq, a predicted model, not a curated record